This is a messenger RNA of Colias croceus (clouded yellow), 1715 nucleotides long. It is a transcript of the gene Prp31, whose product is annotated as U4/U6 small nuclear ribonucleoprotein Prp31. NCBI's taxonomy places the organism in Eukaryota, Metazoa, Arthropoda, Insecta, Lepidoptera, Pieridae. The coding region runs from base 149 to 1642 and encodes 497 amino acids. The transcript is spliced from 9 exons. Gene Ontology annotation, biological process: spliceosomal tri-snRNP complex assembly; mRNA splicing, via spliceosome. Gene Ontology annotation, cellular component: U4/U6 x U5 tri-snRNP complex; precatalytic spliceosome; U4 snRNP. The record is from RefSeq and is a predicted model, not a curated record.
CAAUGUCGAAUUGUGGACAAAAAAAAUAUUACGAAUGCGCGUUAUCGCCUGCUUUCUCUGAUUUGGAUAGAAUUUUAAAUAAGUAAACUAAAGUGAAUUCUGAUUAUUAAAUUUUUUAUUGUAAACAGGACCAGGAUAUAUUUUUACAAUGUCUUUGGCCGAUGAAUUAUUGGCUGACUUAGAAGAAAAUGAUGAUAUGGAUUUCGAACCUACUGUUGAAAACCAAACAACAGAAACUAACCAUGAAUUUGCUGUGCCAUUACCUGUAAUACCAAAAGAAGAAGAAAUAAAAAAUGUGUCCAUACGAGAACUUGCGAAAUUAAGGGAUUCUGAAAGAUUAAAAAUGGUUAUAACAGAAAUUGAGAGCAAUUCCGGCAACAAUAGGAAAAAGAUGGAAGUUACUGGUUUAAUGGAAUCUGAUCCAGAAUACCAAUUAAUUGUGGAAGCUAAUAAUGUUGCAGUUGAGAUAGAUGGCGAGAUAGCUAUUAUUCACAGAUUUGUCCGUGACAAAUACCAGAAACGUUUUCCCGAACUGGACUCACUUAUCGUCACACCACUAGAGUACAUUAGAACUGUGAAGGAGUUGGGAAAUGAUCUGGAUAGAGCAAAGAGUAAUGAGACAUUACAAAGCUUUCUCACACAAGCCACCAUUAUGAUUGUAUCUGUUACUGCGUCUACAACACAGGGGAAAGUAUUAUCAGAACAUGAAUUAAAUGAAAUAAAUGAAGCAUGUGAUAUGGCGGCAGAAUUAAACAACUACAAGCUACGGAUAUAUGAAUAUGUUGAGAGUCGGAUGACAUUCAUUGCUCCAAAUGUCACAGCUAUUGUUGGAGCGUCAACAGCUGCAAAGAUUCUCGGUAUGGCAGGAGGUCUAUCAAAAUUGGCCAAAAUGCCAGCAUGUAAUGUUCUGCCACUCGGCCAGCAAAAGAAAACAUUAUCUGGUUUCUCGCAAGCGUCAGCUUUACCUCAUACAGGCUUCGUAUACUUCUCGCAAAUCGUACAGGAUACACCACCAGAGCUAAGAUUCAAAGCGGCAAAGUUAGUGUCGACAAAAUUAAUCCUCGCUGCUAGAGUGGAUUCCUGUCAUGAAAGUCCAGAAGGUGAGACUGGAAGACUACUGCGUGAGAGCAUUGAAAAGAAAUUGGACAAACUGCAGGAACCGCCGCCAGUGAAAUUCGUGAAACCGCUGCCAAAGCCAAUAGAGCAGAGCAGAAAGAAGCGUGGCGGGAAACGCGUGCGCAAGAUGAAGGAACGAUACGCUAUGACGGAGUUCAGGAAGAACGCGAAUAGAUUGAACUUUGCUGACAUCGAAGACGAUGCGUACCAAGAGGACCUAGGCUACACGCGCGGUACAAUCGGCAAGUCGAGCACGGGCCGGGUGCGUUUACCGCAAAUAGACGAGAAAACCAAAGUCCGCAUUAGCAAGACGCUGCAGAAGAACCUGCAGAAGCAGCAGCAGUAUGGUGGUGCGACGAGUAUUAGAAGACAAGUGUCUGGUACAGCGUCAUCGGUGGCUUUCACACCGCUGCAGGGUUUGGAGAUAGUAAACCCGCAAGCUGCGGAGACGAGAGUCAACGAAGCGAACGCGAAAUAUUUCUCAAACACGUCUGGCUUCUUAUCAGUCGGCAAAAAGACUACAUGAGUGAUUAUUGACGAUCUUUAAGUGACAAAAGACUAAUAUUUUUAAUGAUUUGAAAUAAAAUGCGAUACAGUAA